AUGUCCGUGGUGGAGGACGUUGUGCGGGUGUUGAACAAUGCCAAGCUCUCCUCGGAACCAGCAAGCAAGCUGGCGCAGCUGCAGCGGCUGCGGGAGCUGCUGCUGCAGCGCGAGCCGCAGCUGCUCGACACCUUCAUCGACGAGCUCGCGCUUUUCCAGGUGGACCCCCACCCCUCCGUCCGCCGCUGGCUCGCCGACUUUGCCGGCGCCGCCGCCGCGGCGCGCCCGAGCCUCCCGGUGCUGACCGGCGCCGCGCAGGCGCUGGGAGGGCUCGCGGCGGAUGACAACGCCUCGGUCCUGCAGCUGGCAGCGGUGGCCUGCCACCCAGUGCUGCGGCUGUCCCUGGCCAUGCACGCGGCGCAGCUGGCCGGCGCCGACGCCGAUAGCACGUGGGCCGCGGCGCUCGACCUGCUGGCGCGCGCCACCAAGCUGGCGGGCGGCGCCCCGCCCGGCGCCGCGGGGCCGCACGCCUCUGGCGCGGCCCCAGGGUCUGUGGCGGCGCGCCUCGCGGGGAUCAAGCUGUGUGAGUCGUCCGCACUGCUGCUGACGUCAGAGCUGGCGCCGCUGGUCGUGCCAGUCCCGGGUCAGUACGGCCCACCCAUGAGGACGCUGCCGGACGCGCCUGCCAUCACCCAGGCGGCGCGGGAAGCCGUGGCGAAGCUGGCCGAACUGGUGGCCGCGCCCUCGGCGCCGCAGCUGCCCGGCCCCGUGCUCAUCGGGGCGGUCGGCGCGCUCGCGUCGCUGGCGCAGCGGCGGGCGGCACUCCUGCAGCCGGCGCUCGUGCCUCUCCUGGCGCUUGCGAGCAAGGGUGACGUCAGGGCGCCCUCGCCCGGCGACGGCCAAGACGGAGUCGCGGCGAGCAAGGGCGCCGCGCUGCGCGCCGCGCUCGCGCGCCUGCUGCGGCUGCCCGCGGACCACCUUGCGCCGUGGCGGGCCCAGAUAUCCCAGGCGCUCGCCGCGAUGGGCGCGGGUGCCGCCGCGGACUCGGCGCAGCGGCAGCUUGCCAGGUUGGGCGCUUGCGGGCAAGCGUCGUCGCGGGCGUCGGGCGCACGGCAGCGCGACGCUUCCGGGCUUGCGCGUUUGCACAGCGAAGGCCACGAGCCGCGGGGGCCUGCUUGCCUUGCGCUCUCUUGCGUCAUACAAUCCUGA
This is a messenger RNA of Monoraphidium neglectum, 1149 nucleotides long. RefSeq lists its product as hypothetical. Bases 1 to 1149 code for a protein of 382 amino acids. The transcript is spliced from 6 exons. The record is from RefSeq and is a predicted model, not a curated record. NCBI's taxonomy places the organism in Eukaryota, Viridiplantae, Chlorophyta, Chlorophyceae, Sphaeropleales, Selenastraceae. Gene Ontology annotation, cellular component: mRNA cleavage and polyadenylation specificity factor complex.